Molecule: messenger RNA, 5656 nt
Organism: Hyla sarda
Lineage: Eukaryota; Metazoa; Chordata; Amphibia; Anura; Hylidae
Product: WD repeat-containing protein 62-like
Exons: 31
Coding region: 411-4772 (1453 amino acids)
Molecular function (GO): protein binding
Source: RefSeq, a predicted model, not a curated record
GGGAUACGAGGGACGUAGCGCUCGGUAUUGGACUCGCACUGACACCACACACACAAAUAAAGCGGAGUCCUCACCUUCCUUAGAAACGGGGCUCCACUACGAUUGGUCACUUCCGUGUCACGUGACCGUGCACGCAACGAGUGGUAGUCAAAAGUGACUGACGGGGGAGUUUAGGCCUGGGCCAAUGGAAUCUGAGAUCGCUUCUGCCCAAUCAGUGCUUAAUGAUCCACCCUAUAACCACGCCCCCUCUCUGCUUUGUCCAAUCCCCACGGAGGACAGCGCGAUAUUUUCCUUAUGAGUGACAGCCGGCCACGCCCCUUCUCGUAAUCGAAGAACUCUGAUGGGUAGAGGCAGCGUGAUAACCCCGCCCCGUGUGUGGUUUCUCUGUCCAAUCACAGAGCUGGCAGUUGAUGUCGGGAUUAGCGGCACUUUUGAACGGGGGGAUGUCGGAGGGGAGUAACGCAUGUCAGCGUCCACAGUCCGGUCUCCUGCCCUCCAGCCCGCAACCGGAGCGCCGCCGGUCAUCCCGAGGAGUCAUGGGAACGGCCUGCAACGGCAAAGGGAACCGACAGGUGGAUCUGGAGAAGGUGCUGGGGAUUACGGUGUCCAGUAGCAGCAGUCUGACGUGUGACCCCAGCACGGGGCUGGUCGCGUACCCUGCAGGAUGCGUCAUCGUUCUCUUGUGUCCCAGAAAGAACAAACAGUCUCACAUAUUCAAUACAUCCAGGAAGCAGCUGAGUGCUCUGUCCUUCUCGCCCGAUGGGAAGUUUAUUGUUAGUGGGGAGAGCGGUCACAAACCAGCGGUCCGAGUCUGGGACGUGGCGGAGAAGGUCCAGGUGUCAGAGAUGCUCGGUCACAAAUAUGGCGUCUCUUGCGUCUGCUUCUCCCCCAACAUGAAGUAUGUCGUCUCUGUGGGCUAUCAGCACGACAUGGUGGUCAAUGUGUGGGACUGGAAGAACAAUAACAUAGUGGCAAAGAACAAAGUCUCCAGCAAGGUCAGCGCCGUGUCCUUCUCCGAAGACAGCAGCUACUUUGUGACCGCCGGCCAUCGCCACGUCAAGUUCUGGUAUCUAGAGAGUUCUAAAAAGUCUCAGGUAAAGGGGACUGUUCCUCUAGUGGGCCGAUCUGGACUUCUGGGCGACCUCCAUAACAAUAUAUUUGGCGGAGUAGCAUGCGGCAAGGGGAAGAACGCGGGAAGCACGUAUUGUGUGUCUUAUUCCGGAAUCCUAUGUCAGUUCAGUGAGAAGAGAGUCCUGGAUAAAUGGCUGAAACUGAAGGUAUCUUCAUCUACCUGUCUGUGUGUCACAGAGGAGUUCGUGUUCUGUGGCUGUGAGGAAGGAGUCGUGAGGAUAUUCAGCGCCCACAACCUCCAAUACGUGACCGAUCUACCCAAACCUCACAGCCUGGGCGUGGAUGUGGCUCUGGGCCUGGAUGCCAGCACACUGUUUACAAAACAAGGCAAUAGCAGCUAUCCGGACACGUGCGCCCUGGUGUAUGAUGGAGGCAACCAAUGGCUGUGCUGUGUGUACAAUGACCACAGCGUCUAUGUCUGGGAUGUCAGUAACACUCGCAAGGUGGGGAAGGUCUAUUCAGCCCUGUACCACAGCUCCUACGUCUGGAACAUAGAGAUCUAUCCAGAGAGCGGACAGAUACGAGGAUUAACCCGUGGUUCGUUCUUCACCUGUUCUUCUGACAACACCAUCCGUCUUUGGAGCCUGGAGAGGAGCCCGGACCUCGGGAUGAAGAGGAAUAUCUACAGUAAUGAUUUAUAUAAAGUGAUCUAUGUCAAUGACAAUGUGGUAUACUUGAAGGACACCUCAGGCACCACAGAAAAGCCUGAGCCCAAAGACUCAAAAAGUGGUAUUCGUGUGCUAAAAAUUCGCCAUGAUGGGUGUCAGCUCGCCUCCGGAGACCGGACAGGAAACAUACAAAUUCAUGAUUUGCGAACUUUUGAGGAGCUGAUAACAAUUGAAGCACAUGAUGGCGAGGUUCUAUGUCUUGAAUACUCCAAGCCCUGGAGCGGAGUGACUCUUCUAGCCUCGGCCAGCAGAGAUCGGUUGAUUCACAUCCUGAACGUGAACCAGGACUACACCUUACUGCAGACCCUGGAUGAUCACUCGUCCUCUAUAACAGCAGUGAAGUUUGCGGGUGAUGAAGAGCAGAUGCACAUGAUAAGCUGCGGAGCAGAUAAGAGCAUUUAUUUCCGUCCUGCCCAGAUGCACCCUGACGGGAUCAGUUUUGUGCGUCUGCAUCAUGUGGUGGAGAAGACCACCCUGUAUGAUCUGGACAUUGAUGUCACCCAGAAGACUGCGGCAGUCGCCUGUCAGGAUAAAAAUGUCAGGCUGUACAAUAUUUCAUCAGGGAAGCAGGAGAAGGCUCUGAAAGGCUCCGCUACUGGAGGGGCACUGCUGAAGGUACAAAUGGAUCCGUCGGGAAGGUUCUUUGCUACAAGUUGCUCCAAUAAGAACAUUUCCAUCUUCGAUUUACAAACUGGAGAAUGUGUCGCCGUGAUGUAUGGACAUUCGGAUAUUGUGACUGACAUGAAGUUCACCUAUGACUGUAGAAGACUGAUCACAGUAUCUGGAGACAGCUGUAUUUUUGUCUGGCAGCUGGACCCUGUGAUGACCACAUGUAUGAGGCACCAGUUGGCUGAGAUGGCUGGAGAGGGGAAAACAAACAUGGUGGAUGUAAGAUCUCACAUUAAUAACAGGAGAGAGACCUUCAUGGUUUGCCCCCUGGACGAGAGCUCGCAAGACGACUUGUUCUUUGACAGAAGCAGUGAUGUGGAUGAGCCGUCCCCAGAUACCCCAAUACAAGACAGCUUUGAAGCAGAUCCUACCUUUCUGCAGACAAAUGGAAGACUACCGCUGUGGGCAAGGAAGCUGGAUAAAGACCGGGAUGAACCCCUGGUUGUCCUUUCCCAAAACGAAUACCAGCCUCAAGGGCGAUGGGCCCAAAGUGACAGCACCGUUCUCAUCCGAAACUUCUUGAACAGCAAUGACCUGAGCUACUGCUGUACCCCAGACAAUGAGACGGGGCAGCAGAACUCCUUCAUGGACGAGACCACAGACCUGGAACGCAUCGAACCGAAGAGUCUACAGGAAUUGCUGGAGUCAGAGGCUGGAAAUGACUUCCUGAACAACAUGACGUUCAUCACUGAGGCUUCUUCAGCUUUAGAAGACCCAGAUCUUCAGUCACAGUCUUUAGAAUCCACUGGUAUAUUCUACCCUUCAUCUCUGCAGUUGUCCCAGCAGGAGGAAAGUGAUUUUUCUAUUGAAGAACGGACUUUUGACAAGGGCAAUAGCAGUAAUGGACUGCUGUCCGGCUGUGACCAAGAUGAAGAUUCCUUGACAUCGGACGAUAAUGAUACAGAGGAGCAGGUCCGACCAGAGACGCCAGAACAGGAGACAUUUCUGAGGGAGAACUUUGACACAUUAGCGGAUGCUCUCGCAGAAGAGAAGUUCGACAACACAUUGGAAGACCUUCUGCCCGAUGAGGAUGAUGAAAUGCUGAACCAUCGCCUGAGCUUCUCUUCUAGAUUCUUAUCUCGGAGCCUAAGGAUGAAUCGGACUGGAUAUGGCUUUCUAUAUGGCAGCCAGCAGAUGGCGGCAGCGGUCAUUACAGAACCUAAAGUGGAGUCUGACAAAGCUCAGAGGAGACUUUCUGAUAGACCAACAGAAAAGGCAUCGGAAAGAAUGGAAACGAAAAAGUCUGAAAGGAAUACUGAAAUCUCAAAAUCAACAUCCAGUUUGCAAAAACUUCAACUAAAUGAGAAGAUGUCGUCCUCACGGUUCUCAUUCCCUGGUUGUUGGCCAAAGAAGAACAAAUCCAACAGAGGGAGAUCUUACAUGGAAGCAACUGCUAGUUUCAAGGCAAAAAUAUUCCGUAGUGUAUCGAUGGGUGAAAACAUUGAUGGCGCCCAAGCAGAAGAGCAUAGUAGACUGUCCCGGCCUGUGUCCAGCAUAGACCUUCUUUCCCUUGAAGAGACUAAGUUGCCCAAUGGAGAGGACCAGCCUCUUCUGACUACCGCUUCCUACGAGCAGCUCCCCUCCUCACACCAAGAGAGAGCCAAAUCUUCCUUCACCUCCUCCAAUGCGUUAUCUGACAAACUUCUCAUGCCACCACCGUCCACCUGUGGAAUUAUUCCACGUCUAAGGAAGAAAGCGAAAUCGGUCAAUAACCUCUCAAAGACGUCUAAAAAGGAAGAGGUGAAGGAGGUGAAGCUCAAAGAUGACGUUUCAAAUGGCGGACCUGGCCUCAAAACACAAAGGAGAAGCUCAUCAUCAGCCAAUAGGCCACCAGUUGUCCAGGACUUCCAGAGAAGAGCAUCUAUAGCGGAUAUUCCGAAUCACGCAAGUAUCUCUUCUAGCAACCAGAUCAUGGAAGAAACUCAAGUUUCAUGCAGCAAGUCAUCGUCUUCUCAAGCGACUUCAUGCGGCAGUCCUGGAGAACCAAAUUUGGACAAAAUGACAAAACAGUGUGAGCGGGUAGUAGAAGAGCUUCACAGCGCCUUCCAAAAGACACUACAAACAUACAAAGAGAUUACAAGCUCUGACAGUUCCCAUGAAGAGAAGUCUCAUCUCAGAUCUUUAUUCUUCGACGCCUUUGAUCAUAUUCAGCGUGAAAUAGAAUUGGUGGGAAUAGGACGGAGAAACUCUUCUGCUCAAGAGCCAAUGGCCGAUGAGAGGAGCUCCACCCCGACCUUGCGAUUACUGGAGCAUUACUCAGACAUGAUGCUGCAGCUCAUGAGGGAGAAGAUCAAUGGUCAGUGAAUGAGGACACGGCUAUCCACAUUGGGGCCUCUUCAUUCAUUAUAAAGAUUUUCUGAAAGACAAAAGCCAAUUGUUCACAUUUGUUGUAUUUGUAGACGUUGCUCUUGCUUUUUCCCGGUAGACCUUUUUGCUGUGUUGAACUGUAUAUAUUUACAUUGCACUUUGUCUUGGUUAUGAAUGUCUUGUUUCUCAACCUAAAAUCAUCUUCUAUGUUUACAUUUAUAUGGGCUUGUGAACUGGGACACCACCUACUUACAGAGCAUUCAUGGCCAUCCAGUGAACUCUUCCGAUAGGUCUUAGUAAAGACAUUUCCAUGAUGCUGGAGAUUAUUUCUUCAGGGAUCCCCUCUUUGCUUUUGCAUGACCAUCGGUUUCAGAUAAAGCUCUAUAAUCCAAUUUGGAACAUGUUUUUGUUUGUUUUUGUCUUUUCAUUUUACUUUGGUUUAUUUGGGCGUUUAUUGCUGUCAACCAAAUUUGCCAAUUAUUGGCAAAAAUGUUCCGCUACUCGUCUUUCGCUUACUUUUUUUUUUAGGUACUUGUUGAUCAGAUUGUACAGGGUUUUUUUUUUGUUGUUUAUUUUUAAUAAUUAUUAAAUAACAAUUUUUUGACUAUUUUGUGGCCAUUGAUCCUCCUGCUCUUUACACAAGACCUGGUGUCCUAUAAGGACAUUUUAAUACUGCUGCUCCCUCUACAGUAUUUUCCAGUGUUUAUGUAUGUAAAAUAUUAAAAAGAUUUUAUGUGGGCUUAAAAUGUCCUUGUAAAAAUGUUCUGUAAAUUAUUUAUAGCUGUCACCCCAGAGAAGACUGAAACCUUAUUACUGUAUUUUCUUCCCUUGUUGUAUCUGUGUUGUUCUCGUGAUAAUAAACCACGGUUCAAAAAGCUGAA